CACUCACUGCCCAAGCUUUAACUCCACGCUCUCCUCCUCGUCUUCUAUCUUUCUCUGCUAUAAUUCCUAUCAAAAUACAUAAAAUAAAUAAAAGCACGUCAAAAUUAAAUCCCAUCCGCCAUGAAUUCCCUUCUCCUUCUCCUUGUCAAAACCCUCACUUUUUUCAACUCCUAAAAGCCUAAACCGUGCAAGAAAGAACCAAACCCAUUUCUUAAUCGGAUCCAAAACCCCAUGUACUUAUCGGAGAAACCCCGUUCCAUAGAUUUGUACAAGGAGGAAGGUCCUGCUACCGCCCGUGACAUGAUCAUUGACGUCACUACCAAUGGAGAUUUGCCACCUCACCACCACCACCACCACCCUCCUCCUCACCAGCAGCAAAUGAUCUUAGGUGAAAGCAGCUGCGAAGACCCAGAAGUCAAAGCCCCCAAGAAACGAGCCGAGACCUGGGUUCAAGACGAAACUCGAAGCCUUAUCGCCUUUCGAAGGGAAAUGGAUGGCCUUUUCAAUACUUCGAAAUCCAACAAGCACUUGUGGGAGCAGAUAUCGGCUAAGAUGAGAGAGAAAGGGUUCGAUCGGUCCCCAACUAUGUGUACAGACAAAUGGAGGAACUUGUUGAAGGAGUUUAAAAAAGCUAAGCAUCAAGAUAGAGGGAGUGGGUCUGCUAAGAUGUCUUACUAUAAGGAAAUUGAAGAGAUUUUAAGGGAGAGGACGAAGAAUGCUUAUAAGAGUCCAACUCCUCCUCCUAAGGUUGAUUCUUAUAUGCAUUUCGCUGACAAGGGUUUUGAGGAUGCUGGCAUGUCAUUUGGCCCUGUUGAAGCUAGUGGUAGGCCAAUACUUAAUCUUGAAAGACGUUUAGAUCAUGAUGGCCAUCCUCUUGCUAUCGCUGCAGCUGAUGCAGUUGCAGACAGUGGGGUUCCUCCUUGGAAUUGGAGAGAGACCCCUGGAAAUGGUGUGGACUGCCAAGCAUAUGGAGGAAGGGUUAUAACCGUCAAGUUUGGGGAGUACAGCAGAAGGAUUGGUAUAGAUGGUUCUGCUGAUGCCAUCCGAGAAGCAAUUAAGUCUGCUUUUAGAUUGAGAACUAAGCGUGCGUUUUUGUUGGAGGAUGAAGACCACAUUGUUCGUAGCCUCGACAGGGAGAUGCCUUUAGGGAAUUAUACUCUCCACCUUGAUGAAGGUUUGCCUAUAAAAGUUUGCCUUUAUGAUGAGUCGGAUCAUAUACCAGUCCACACAGAGGAGAAGAUCUUUUAUGUAGAAGAUGAUUACCGUGAAUAUCUACUCCGUCGAGGCUAUACAGGUCUCAGGGAGAUUAAUGGAUACAGAAACAUUGACAAUUUGGACGACCUUAGAACUAAUGCCAUAUAUCGAGGUGUGAGUUGAAAUCUGGCACAUCUUGCUUGCACAACUGCAUUGCUGUCAAGAGGUUAUAAUAAAGUGGCCUUAUCUGGCAUAAGUGUGCAUGUAGAAUUCCAAGAUUUGCUCUAAUGCUUUUCUGAAGAUUGUUAUUAUGCUUUUUUGCAUAAGUCAGCUUUUAAUAGGAUGUUGUAUAAUGUUUCUUCUUAGGUAUUCACUCAAGUGCAGUUUGUAAAUGUGCAUUUCAGUUGAAAACAAAGUAGUCUAGCAAGCUUUUUACAUGUAAAUUUUACAGCAUUUUGAUCCGUCAGCUGCUUGAAACUUCAGUUUUGAAAAUUUAUCUUGCUUUUGGUUA
Molecule: messenger RNA, 1705 nt
Organism: Gossypium raimondii (Peruvian cotton)
Lineage: Eukaryota; Viridiplantae; Streptophyta; Magnoliopsida; Malvales; Malvaceae
Product: trihelix transcription factor GT-1
Exons: 5
Coding region: 232-1377 (381 amino acids)
Source: RefSeq, a predicted model, not a curated record